GCCAUAAUGAACGUCCCUUCUGAUCAGGAAAGACAUGGGGAUCUUUCGGCUUCUGCGAGCCGUUUUGUACCAGGUGGUCCAGAAGCUGCCAACCCCGCUGACGACUCGGACACGGAUAUCGUGGUCUUGAAACAAUACCUAGAAGACCUCGGGACGCAAGCCGCCGCGCAAGACCGCAGCUCACUUGCAGAUGCCUGUCAAGUAGCGAUAGAUGGAACUGGUCCACCUGGACUCAAAGAACGAGCAGCUAGGACGAUUGCAUGGCAGGAAGGUCAAAUGAGACGCGUUAAUGGCCUUCUGCCCAUCUAUGCCUUCGCAUUGUUGGCUGAUGUGCUUGCAUGUGAUGAGCUUCUUCGGCCAUCGCAUUUCAACUUGGAUGAGAUUGUCCCUGUUAUCAUCACUUAUCUCAACAACGUACGAGUUAUGUGA
Molecule: messenger RNA, 429 nt
Organism: Aspergillus wentii DTO 134E9
Lineage: Eukaryota; Fungi; Ascomycota; Eurotiomycetes; Eurotiales; Aspergillaceae
Exons: 2
Coding region: 7-429 (140 amino acids)
Source: RefSeq, a predicted model, not a curated record